GGGACCAAUACGAAGCUCGCUAGCAAUCCUUGUCGCUACUCGCUAGUCGAGUCACAGUCCCACUAACCAUGGGCCUUCCACUUCGCAUCCGAACAUCAGUGCUCGGAGGACCGUGGUACCCUUGCGACAGUCGAUUCCCGUAUAUGGUGUAUUGGUUUUAGACACAUUUAAAAGUCUGAACCAUGGCCCAACAGCCCUCUCGCCACGUUCAGGAAUGGAUCAAGCAGCAACACGCCGAAGCGGAGGAUGCUUCCCGAAAGUUGCGUAAAGCAAAGCCAAAACCUCGAAGUUCACUCGAGGAUGCUCUCCGCCACGAGCCGGCUACACAAGCCUGGGUCCCAGAGCAGAUCCCGUUGCCCGAAUCCAGUGAUGGGACAUCCAUGUCCAGUAGCAUCGCCGAAGGCUCCAGAGGAUAUGAGGACCGGGAUGGAAAUACAGCGCGGGAUUCACUGCAUAUGGUCGACCGACACGGCACCUUAAUUCCAGCGGCCUCAGUUCCGCUGCCGGAAUCACGAACCCCGUCGCCAGCGGGGAGGCGCUUGUCGCAGCAGGUAGUCACGAGACCGAGACAGAGGCCCCAGUGGCAGUCGCAAUCGCAGUCGCAGUCAUAUCAGCCCUAUGAUCGGGUUCUCGCUCGCGCGGCAGACGUGUUCGACCACAUCAAAAAUGGCAAUAUACGUGCAGAACCCCGCUUACGGAAUACCUCUAUCACACUGUAUGAGUAUUACGGUGAUGGCUUGGUGACGCGCGUAGGGCUAGAAGGUCCGGAGUCAGUCUCCGAUUUCCGGGAUGUGUCAGAGGGGUUAAGAAGGCGCGUCUUUCUUAUCGAGGAUCUCUCCGUGAGAGCAAUUCAUUGCUUUGGAGAGACGUUCGGGAUCACACCAGAAUUCUUUGAGGAGCAUCUGCUUAAUUCUGGAUGGAGCGGAGCGAAGUACAAUGAUCCCCCAGCACAGUCGUGGACAACAGCCAGACUGCCGAAGUCAUAUACUUCGAUCCAGUGGUUCCGGCCUGUGUACCGACGACUUCCUAUUUUUUCGAGGCGCGACCGUGAAGACCUGCUUGAUGUGGAUAAUGAUGGUUUGGAGUAUACUUCGGGGGGCUCGCCGAUUAAUAUCCGGGCGGAGACGAAUAUCUUCCGCUCAGAGUGGGAUCUGCGCAUCAAUCCUCGAGGCACAAUGGACGAUAUGGGGGAGUUUGGCUUGGUGGAGCGAACGUCAAUCUGGAGAAAGUUUGACAAGAACAGGGGAUAUGAGAUUGUUCAGGAAAGCGAUGCUGGUACAGACGAUGGAUAUAUCGUGAGCGAUGAUGAUGAUGAUGAUCAUGACAACGGCAAUAUGGAUGGAACGACAACUCAGCCAAUUAUAAUAAUAGACGGUGACGAUACAGUCGAGCGACUGGAGAUUCCGAUUGAGAACCCACGGCGAGAAACGGAACGACGACCAGUGCUGAGCUGGCUACACAGACGACGGAAACGCAAAGUCAGCGAGAAAACGAUAAAUGUCAUGACAAGCCUCCAGGUACUAGUCAAACAGAUGGCCCCUCGCAAGUCCAUCACCAUCGAUCUAGAGGAGGCAUUCUUCGCAGAUGAUGCGUCCAACGUGAGCACCCUUCAAAAGGAGCUCACCGAGACCAGAUCCACGCGUCAGGAGUUUGCUGAGAUAAUGGACAGACAGGGUAUGGAGGCCAGUCUACUUGACAUGUUGUUCGGGAUCAUCCGAAAAGACACGUCAACCUUGCUCCAGGUCCUGGGCCAGAUCUUGAGUGACAUGGAUAAUGAUCUUCUCGAUGACACCAAGAUGGAAGAUCGGCUAGCUUUAUGGCGUCAACUCAUCAAGAGGGCAGAAAAAGAGCUCACCGAACUAAAGACUUCAACCAAGAGCUUCCUGUUUUAUUUCGGUAUUACGCACAUACCAGAUACGCCUUCAAUCACCGUGGAUGACGAUGAUAUCAGCAGCGGCGUAUCAGAUCUCUUCCAGGAAAUUGACAAGAUGUUAGAACGGCUCCGCCGUGGAUCUACGGCAUUGACGUCCAACAUGGGCCUUCUUGACAGUCGGCGCUCGAUCGACGAGGCUCACGCCGUGACUAGACUCACUGAGCUAGCCUUCCUCUUUAUCCCUUUAUCGUUCUCCACGUCUAUAUUUGGGAUGCAAAUCAAGCCGUUCGAGGACUCGGUCCCCUUAUGGAACUUCCUCGUCGUGGCGAUUUCUGUGACGACAUUUGCGUACUUGAUGCGCCUUACUAUGCGCAGCCAGUGGCUCUCCAGCGUGAAGCAGAGUGUUAAGCUCGAUGUUAGACGGUACGCGGAGCAGCACAGUCUCCCCGUGCAGGCCCGGUCUCUGUCGAUGCUCCUGCUCCUCCUGUGGUCCGGAAGCGUCGUCAAACGCAGCAGUAAGUUCACCUCGGUGUGGAUAACACGACACAGUCGCAGGGCUGGUGUGCGGUUAUGGAAGGUCGUUGGAUUCCCCAUCAGCUUGGUUACGCUUGUCGGCCUCGUUGCAGUCGUACCGCUUUCUGUCUUGUGGACUCGAAACCUCGAUCACGGUGUGCAGACCACGGUUACUGUUCCUAUUCUUAUUGCGAUUGUGGUUCUCGUCGGGAUUCCAUACUGGAGAAAUUCGAAGCCCGAGUUUCGAAACGCAUUUCCAGAACUCAUAGUGGGUUUGCUCAAGCGCAUCCCGCGCACCACCCGAUUCCUCCUUCUUGGUGGUCUUGGGUUCGCGGCUCUAUUCAUCGUUCCACUGGCGCUCAUAUGGACGCGACCGUUGGCAACGGGGGUUAAGGCUGGUCUGACCACGGCCAUUGUAAUCAUUCUGCUCUUAGGCGCUGGCAUCCUGUCCAUGGGGCUAGUAUUUUCUAGAAAUUCCCACUUUGCGCGAGGGAGUGUUACCUACGAGACGGACCGGUCCUCAGAACCCUAUCUUGAUCCCAGUUAACUACGCUCAUUAUGGCCAGAUCCUACAACCAGAAGUUAACCUAUAUUCUAACAUCGCCGCUGUGUCGCUAAAUAAACUAAUCGUAUUUUGACAACCCAACUUUCCCAAUAGGUACAUGACACCCGAAGGGUCCGCUCAAUCAAUAUAAGCCCAAUGUUCGCACACAUACUUGAAAAACGAUAUCAGUCGUCCUCCGUCAACACACGAAUCAGCGAAAUACUCCAAAUCAUGAUCAGAAGCGCGAAGGUCGAAAGACCCAUGCACACCACCGCAGCCCAUCCGAGCACCACGGCCGCGAUCCCCACAUGGCUCUCGACGGC
Molecule: messenger RNA, 3253 nt
Organism: Aspergillus campestris IBT 28561
Lineage: Eukaryota; Fungi; Ascomycota; Eurotiomycetes; Eurotiales; Aspergillaceae
Exons: 2
Coding region: 183-2933 (916 amino acids)
Source: RefSeq, a predicted model, not a curated record